GCAUAUCUCUCCCCCAAGAAAAUUGACUUUCUGACCCUCUCUGUGCCUCUGUGGACUUCCAACAAAUACUUUUCGUAGUGUUUUGUCUCUUCCCAUUGUAUCUACUCACAAACUCAGUUCACAAGAGGAGAAUCUUAUCGGAUGCUAUAAAACCUAGCUGAUUCUUGCAAACUUCAAAACACAUAGAACUUUUGGGCUCAGCAAAGCGAGGUAUGCUUACUUUGGUCUCUUUCUCGUCUUCACGAAUGCAUUUAGGUAUUGAUUUCAGUUUUCUGCUUAAGCCCAUUUUUGCUCGUGGGUUUUCUGGCUCAUUGUACCUGGUUUUGUUACUUUUAUUGUUUGUCUUGUGGGUGGUAAGGAGGAUUGAGGGUGGUUCUAGUGAGGAGGCAAAGGAGAGGUUUAGGCGCAGGAGGGUAGUAUGGUAUAAGCAGACUCUGUUUUGUUGUUUAGGUGUUUCUGUGUUUAAUAUUGCUCUGUGUUUGUUGAGCUAUUUCUAUUGGUAUAGGAAUGGUUGGUCUGGGGAUAAGCUUGUGACCCUUUCAGAUUUUGUGCUUAAAACACUUGCGUGGGCCGCAAUUUCUGUUUACUUGCAUAACCAUUUCUCUGAUUCUGGUGAACAAAAGUUCCCACUUUUAUUGAGAGUCUGGUGGGGGUUUUAUCUUUCAAUUUCUUGUUAUUGUCUAGUUAUAGACAUUGUUCUUCACAAAAAGCACAUUUCAUUGCCAAGUCAGUAUUUAGUGUCAGAUGUUUUCUCUGUCAUCACUGGUUUCUUCCUCUGUUAUGUGGGGUUUCUUAAUAGAAAUGAGGGCAAAGACAUGAUCCUUGAGGAACCCCUUUUAGAUGGAGAUUAUAGCGUUAGUGGUGUAGAGUCAAAUAAAUCCCGAGGGGUUGACUCUGUAACCCCUUUCUCAAAUGCUGGAAUUUUUAGCAUUCUUUCGUUCUCUUGGAUGGGGUCUUUAAUUGCACUAGGCAAUAAGAAAACUUUAGAUCUUGAGGAUGUUCCUCAACUUGAUAGCCUUGACAGUGUAGCUGGUGCUUUUCCACAUUUUAGAAAUAAGCUUGAGUCAGUUGGUGGUGUUGGGAGUGGAGUUACCACAUUUAAGCUGGUAAAGGCAUUGUUCUUGUCAGUAUGGAAAGAGAUUCUCUUGACAGCUAUGUUGGCGCUUGCGUACACGGUUGCUUCAUAUGUUGGCCCAUAUCUCAUUGAAACAUUUGUUCAAUACCUUAAUGGGCAACGGGAGUUUAAAAACGAGGGGUAUGUUCUAGUCACAACAUUCUUUGUUGCAAAGCUUGUAGAGUGCCAAGCUCAGAGGCACUGGUUCUUUAGGCUGCAGAAAAUUGGAAUUAAGAUUAGAGCAGUACUGGUGGCAAUGAUCUACAACAAGGGCUUGACCCUUUCAUGCCAGUCAAGGCAGAGCCAUACUAGUGGGGAGAUUAUCAAUUUCAUGACUGUUGAUGCUGAAAGAAUUGGUAACUUUUGUUGGUACCUGCAUGAUCCAUGGAUGGUCAUUCUGCAAGUUGCUUUGGCAUUGUUGAUCUUGUAUAAAAAUCUUGGGCUAGCAUCAGUUGCAGCCUUUAUUUCAACUAUUAUUGUCAUGCUAGCAAAUUUUCCUUUGGGAAGAUUGCAAGAGAAGUUUCAGGAAAAGUUGAUGGAAUCAAAAGAUAAAAGAAUGAAGGCAACCUCUGAGAUUCUAAGGAAUAUGAGAAUCCUUAAGCUUCAGGCAUGGGAAAUGAAGUUCCUGUCUAGGAUUAUAGAGCUCAGAAGUUUUGAGACGGAAUGGUUAAAAAAAUUUGUUUACACCUCUGCCAUGACGAGUUUUGUGUUUUGGGUGGCACCUACUUUUGUGUCUGUGGCCACUUUUGGUUCUUGUAUGCUGCUGGGAAUCCCUCUUGAGUCAGGAAAGAUCUUGUCUGCACUUGCAACAUUCAGGAUUCUUCAAGAGCCAAUCUACAAUCUUCCGGAUACAAUUUCAAUGAUAGUUCAGACAAAGGUUUCUCUUGAUAGAAUUGCAUCUUUCCUCUGCCUGGAUGAUUUGAAGCCUGAUGUUAUAGAGAGGCUUCCAAGAGGUAGUUCUGAUACAGCAAUUGAGAUCAUUGAUGGGAAUUUCUCCUGGGAUUUAUCUACCCCAAGUGUAACUUUGAAAGAUAUAAAUUUGAAAGUGCACCAUGGUAUGAGGGUUGCUGUUUGUGGCACUGUUGGCUCUGGCAAGUCAAGUUUACUUUCUUGUAUAUUGGGGGAGAUACCAAAAAUAUCUGGGACUCUUAAGUUGUGUGGCACAAAGGCGUAUGUUGCUCAAUCACCUUGGAUACAGAGUGGAAAGAUUGAAGAAAACAUAUUGUUUGGUAAGGAGAUGGACAGGGAAAGGUAUGAGAUGGUGCUUGAAGCUUGUUCCCUCAAAAAAGACCUAGAAAUCCUGUCAUUUGGUGAUCAGACAGUCAUAGGUGAGAGAGGAAUCAAUUUGAGUGGAGGACAGAAGCAAAGAGUACAGAUUGCACGUGCACUCUACCAAGAUGCUGAUAUCUAUCUAUUUGAUGAUCCUUUUAGUGCAGUGGAUGCUCAUACUGGAUCUCACUUAUUGAAGGAAGUUCUGCUGAGCAUGUUGAGUUCAAAAACAGUAAUAUUUGUUACUCAUCAAGUUGAGUUCUUGCCUGCUGCUGAUUUAAUCUUGGUCAUGAAAGACGGGAAGAUUACACAAGCUGGAAAAUACAAUGACAUACUAAGUUCUGGAACUGAUUUUAUGGAGCUUGUAGGUGCACAUAAGAAAGCCUUGUCAGCACUUGACUCAGUUGAGACAGGAUCUCUUUCUGCAGGAGUAAGUUUGAACGAAGAAGGUGGUGUGAGUAGCACAAUCGGGAACAUGCAGAAAGAAGAAAAUAAUGACGUUCAAAAUGGUAAAACUGCUGACAUUGUUGGGCCUAAGGAGCAGCUUGUUCAAGAAGAAGAACGAGAGAAAGGUCGAGUUGGGUUUUCAGUCUACUGGAACUAUAUUACAACAGCAUAUGGAGGAGCUCUAGUGCCCGUUAUAUUGCUGGCACAGAUAUUUUUUCAGGUUCUUCAGAUUGGUAGCAAUUACUGGAUGGCCUGGGCAACUCCUGUGUCAGAGGAUGUAAAGCCCUUAGUUGAGGCCUCUACACUAAUAAUGGUAUAUGUUGCUUUGGCCAUUUUAAGUUCUUUUUGUGUCUUUGCUAGAGCCAUGCUUCUUAAUACAGCUGGAUACAAAACAGCAACUCUACUGUUCAAUAAAAUGCAUCAUUGCAUCUUCCGUGCUCCCAUGUCUUUCUUUGAUGCCACUCCAAGUGGGCGUAUACUGAACAGACCUCAAUUUCACUGCGAUUCAACUUAUUAUGUCAUGCAUUAUGGUACUUGGCAUGAUAGUAAUCAUAAACCUCUAACUUUGCAGCAAUAUUACAUAUCUUCAGCACGAGAACUUGCGAGGUUGGUUGGAGUAUGCAAAUCUCCAGUGAUACAAAAUUUUUCUGAAACGAUUUCAGGAGCAACGACUAUCAGGAGCUUUGAUGAAGAACCAAGAUUCAGAGAGAAAAACAUGAAACUAAGUGACUCAUUUUCUCGGCCUGUAUUCCAUAAUAUUGGUGCUAUUGCAUGGCUCUGCUUCCGCCUAGAUCUGUUGUCUUCUAUUACAUUUGCCUUCUCUUUGGUGUUCCUAAUCUCUAUUCCUCCGGGAGUUAUUGAUGCAGUUAUGUAUGUGAGACAACUGAAUUCUGUUUUCUCCUGUCAAGGCGUUGCUGGCCUAGCUGUGACAUACGGACUCAAUCUGAAUAUGUUGCAAGCCAUGGUAAUAUGGAGUCUGUGCAAUCUGGAGAACAGAAUUAUAUCAGUUGAGAGAAUAAUUCAGUAUUCUAACAUUCCCAGUGAGCCUCCUCUUGUGAUCGAAACAAAUCGCCCAGCUCAUUCUUGGCCAUCUCAUGGAAAAAUUGAUAUUCAUGAUCUGCAGGUCCGUUAUGCCUCACACAUGCCACUUGUGUUGCGGGGCCUUACAUGCACUUUUCCAGGAGGGUUGAAAACUGGUAUUGUAGGGAGGACAGGCAGUGGUAAAUCAACUCUUAUACAGACACUUUUCCGGAUUGUUGAACCUGCAGCUGGCCAGGUUAUAAUAGAUGGUGUCAACAUCUCAUCCAUUGGACUGCAUGAUUUGCGGUCAAGACUAAGCAUCAUUCCUCAGGAUCCGACAAUGUUUGAAGGGACUGUUAGGAGCAAUCUGGAUCCUCUUGAAGAAUACACUGAUGAACAGAUUUGGGAGGCUCUUGAUAAGUGCCAACUUGGAGAUGAAUAUGAUUCUCCAGCAAGACUGCUGGAAAACAAGUCUUCAUCUUUUGCUCAGCUUGUAGCAGAGUAUACUACAAGGUCAAAUUCUAGUUUCGACCAUUGAACAUCAGACCUUAAUAAUUGCAGCUGAGAGGAGUUUUGUCAUGACAAUGACGAAGAUUUGCUGGGAUGAUUUAAUAUUUUCGCACUUAGCAUUAAAGAUAAUGGCAUCGAGAUGACUCAUCAUGUACUUUAUAUACAUUGUUUGAAAUAAUAUCUAUCUUGUAUGGAUUUGAUAUCUAUUGUUUUUUCAAUAAUAUUUCCGGUUACUU
This is a messenger RNA of Rubroshorea leprosula, 4596 nucleotides long. The record is from the annotation of a GenBank genome assembly. Lineage: Eukaryota; Viridiplantae; Streptophyta; Magnoliopsida; Malvales; Dipterocarpaceae.